AUGGUUAGCACUCUGGACUCUGAAUCCAGCGAUCCGGGUUCAAAUCCCGGUAGGAGCUUGUUGUUGACUGCGAGCAUCAGCAUUUUGCGUCGAUGUGAUGCCACUCUGGACUCUGAAUCCAGCGAUCCGGGUUCAAAUCCCGGUAGGAGCUUGUUGUUGACUGCGAGCAUCAGCAUUUUGCGUCGAUGUGAUGCCACUCUGGACUCUGAAUCCAGCGAUCCGGGUUCAAAUCCCGGUAGGAGCUUGUUGUUGACUGCGAGCAUCAGCAUUUUGCGUCGAUGUGAUGCCACUCUGGACUCUGAAUCCAGCGAUCCGGGUUCAAAUCCCGGUAGGAGCUUGUUGUUGACUGCGAGCAUCAGCAUUUUGCGUCGAUGUGAUGCCACUCUGGACUCUGAAUCCAGCGAUCCGGGUUCAAAUCCCGGUAGGAGCUUGUUGUUGACUGCGAGCAUCAGCAUUUUGCGUCGAUGUGAUGCCACUCUGGACUUUGAAUCCAGCGAUCCGGGUUCAAAUCCCGGUAGGAGCUUGUUGUUGACUGCGAGCAUCAGCAUUUUGCGUCGAUGUGAUGCCACUCUGGACUCUGAAUCCAGCGAUCCGGGUUCAAAUCCCGGUAGGAGCUUGUUGUUGACUGCGAGCAUCAGCAUUUUGCGUCGAUGUGAUGCCACUCUGGACUUUGAAUCCAGCGAUCCGGGUUCAAAUCCCGCACUCUGGACUCUGAAUCCAGCGAUCCGGGUUCAAAUCCCGCGAUCCGGGUUCAAAUCCCGCACUCUGGACUCUGAAUCCAGCGAUCCGGGUUCAAAUCCCGGUAGGAGCUUGUUGUUGACUGCGAGCAUCAGCAUUUUGCGUCGAUGUGAUGCCACUCUGGACUCUGAAUCCAGCGAUCCGGGUUCAAAUCCCGGUAGGAGCUUGUUGUUGACUGCGAGCAUCAGCAUUUUGCGUCGAUGUGAUGCCACUCUGGACUCUGAAUCCAGCGAUCCGGGUUCAAAUCCCGGUAGGAGCUUGUUGUUGACUGCGAGCAUCAGCAUUUUGCGUCGAUGUGAUGCCACUCUGGACCCUGAAUCCAGCGAUCCGGGCUCAAAUCCCGGUAGGAGCUUGUUGUUGACUGCGAGCAUCAGCUUUUUGCGUCGAUGUGAUGCCACUCUGGACUCUGAAUCCAGCGAUCCGGGUUCAAAUCCCGGUAGGAGCUUGUUGUUGACUGCGAGCAUCAGCAUUUUGCGUCGAUGUGAUGCCACUCUGGACUCUGAAUCCAGCGAUCCGGGUUCAAAUCCCGGUAGGAGCUUGUUGUUGACUGCGAGCAUCAGCAUUUUGCGUCGAUGUGAUGCCACUCUGGACCCUGAAUCCAGCGAUCCGGGCUCAAAUCCCGGUAGGAGCUUGUUGUUGACUGCGAGCAUCAGCUUUUGCGUCGAUGUGAUGCGUACGGUUGCAUUUAGCAGUUGGCAGUUGAUGACGACAUCAGGCAACGUCAGUUUUGCUGCUCUUAUGGUGUAA
Messenger RNA from Peronospora matthiolae, 1485 nucleotides. NCBI's taxonomy places the organism in Eukaryota, Oomycota, Peronosporomycetes, Peronosporales, Peronosporaceae. The record is from the annotation of a GenBank genome assembly.